UAUGGAUGUAUUAGUGUAUUAAAUCUGUAGAAAAUAAAAUGUGGUUACAAACCAAAACUACAGUAAUACCAGAUUUUGUAAUUACCCAUGUAUUUACUUUUUUUUCCAUGUAUUUACUUUUAUCAAACUCUAUUUUUCCAUAUGGCUUUGAAUUGCUCUUGGGCAUUCUUUUAUUUAACCUUAUAGGACUCGAUUUCUUGCAGGUGGUGUCUAAUGGUCACAAACUCUCCCAGUUUUUGCUUAUCUGGGAAUGCCUUAAUUCCUUCCUCACUUUUGAAGGACAUUAUUGCUAGAUACAAUAUUUCUGAUUACAGCUUUUGUCUUUCAGUACCUUGAACAUAUCUGCCCAUCCUUGCUGGUUUCUGAAGUUUCUGAUUAAAAAAAUCUGCGAGUAUACCCUUAUUGAGGAAUCCUCUAUCUAACAAUUCACUUUUCUUUUGUUGUGUUCAAGAUUCUUUUUUAUCUUUGGCUUUUGGAAGCUUGUUUAUAAUGUCUUGGUGUGGUUCUUUUAAUUCCUCUUUCAUAAAACUUCUUGAAUGUUUACAUUUAUGUUUUACAUCAAAUCUUGGAAGUUUUCAGUCAUUAUUCUUUAAAUAUUCUCUCUUCCCCUUUAUCUCUCACUUACUCUUCUAGGAUUCCAAUAAUGUAUAUUGGUCUAUUUGAUGUUCCACAGGUCUUUUAGGUUCUACUCAUGUUUCUUCAAUGUUUUCCACUUGAGAGUCGAUAAUUUCCAUUGUCUUGUCUUUGAGGUUGGUAAUUCUUUCUUUUUCCUGUUCAAAUCUGUCCUGAGUCCCUCUAGUGAAUUUUUCAUUUCAGUUAUUGUACUUCUCCAUUUCAGGAACUCUGUUUGCUCUUUAUUUAGUUUUUGUGUUUCUUUUUUUGAUAGUAUUGAUUGUGUGCCUGAUUCUACAUCUUCCUUUAGUUGAGCAUCCUUAAAAGAGUUGUUUUAAAGUUUUCAUUUAGUAUAAAUUCCAUUAGUUCCUUUUCAAGACAGUUUGUUGUUUGUUUCUUCCCCCAACACACACCUUGAAUAUGUUUCAUUGUAUGCCUUGUGAUUUUUGUUGUUGAACACUAGGCAUUUGGAUCUAAUAAUGUAGUAAUUCUGGAAAUCAGUGUCCAGAUCUAAUUGAAUUCUUCUUUAAGUUCUGCUAUUUUUUGUUACUUUUUUUCCUCCUCUUUUUGAUUGCUUUUAGACCAUCUCUGUGCUGAAGACCAGCCUGAGGUAUAAUUUAAGGUCUUCUCAGGUCUUAUUUGAGCAUUUCCCUUGGCAUGCAUUGUCAUUUUCUAAUUUUCUUUGUUUAUACUCUUGUUUUUUGUGUCUUGCUUCUGAAAGGGGGAGGAAAAAACCCCAAAACCAAAAAAUGAAUGGGAAUAAAGGGCACAAGCCUUUUAAAUCAUCUGGAAGUCACUUCAGCCAAGAGGGAGGGAUUUGCAACAGGAAACUGAACAAUGGCAAUUUGAGUGGAUUUUGAAAAAUAUCUGAAGGUUAGUGGGCAGCAUCUCCCUUCUGCCUUCUCCCCACUCUUUACAAAAGAAUAAAUGGGAUGUUUGAGAACAGUGCUGUAUUAAAAGAAGAGUGUUGCAAAUGGCUUCAGAAUCUGUGAAUACAAAACAAGCUAGGAAUCACUGCACAAAGGGGAAAAGGCAGCACCAGCAAAUAAAAAACAGGUCUUCAAUUAGUGAUGGUGAUGGAGAAGACUCCUUUAUCUUUGAAGCUAAUGAAGCUUGGAAAGAUUUUCAUGGUUCCCUUCUUCGGUUUUAUGAAAAUGGAGAACUCUGUGAUGUCACACUAAAGGUUGGCUCAAAGCUAAUCUCUUGUCACAAACUAGUAUUGGCUUGUGUUAUCCCUUACUUCAGAGCCAUGUUUCUUUCAGAAAUGGCUGAAGCCAAGCAAACACUGAUUGAGAUCAGAGAUUUUGACGGUGAUGCAAUAGAAGACUUGGUAAAGUUUGUCUAUUCUUCACGGCUCACUUUGACUGUUGAUAAUGUCCAACCUCUCUUAUAUGCAGCCUGUAUUCUACAGGUUGAACUGGUGGCUAGAGCUUGUUGUGAAUACAUGAAGUUACAUUUUCAUCCCUCCAACUGCCUGGCAGUGAGAGCUUUUGCUGAAAGUCACAACCGAAUAGACUUAAUGGACAUGGCGGAUCAGUAUGCCUGUGAGCAUUUUACUGAAGUAGUGGAAUGUGAAGACUUUGUAAGUGUGUCACCCCAACAUCUCCAUAAACUUCUGUCCUCCAGUGACUUAAAUAUUGAGAAUGAAAAGCAGGUCUAUAGUGCGGCCAUCAAGUGGCUUCUUGCCAAUCCACAGCAUCAUUCCAAAUGGUUGGAUGAAACACUUGCACAGGUUCGUUUGCCGCUGCUGCCAGUUGAUUUUCUUAUGGGUGUUGUGGCAAAAGAACAGAUUGUCAAGCAAAAUCUAAAAUGUAGAGAUUUGUUGGAUGAAGCAAGAAAUUACCAUCUUCACUUGAGUAGCAGAGCAGUACCUGACUUUGAAUACUCCAUUCGGACUACCCCAAGGAAGCAUACUGCUGAUUUUAUUUUAUUUGCUCAUGAGAGAUACGGAGCGCAAGAGAGAGGCAGAGACGCAGGCAGAGGAAGAAGCAGACUCCAUGCAGGGAGCCCGACACAGGACGCGGGCCUCGAUCCCGGGUCUCCAGGAUCAUGCCCUGGGCUGCAGGUGGCGCUAAACCGCUGCACCACCGGGGCUGCCCUGCAGAUUUUCAACUACAAAGGAAGUGUGCUGUUUUGUGUAGGUGGUAGAGGUGGAUCUGGUGACCCCUUUCGCAGUAUUGAAUGCUAUUCUAUCAACAAAAACAGUUGGUUUUUUGGGCCAGAAAUGAAUAGUCGAAGGCGACAUGUGGGUGUAAUCUCUGUGGAAGGUAAAGUAUACGCAGUAGGUGGACAUGAUGGAAAUGAACAUUUAGGUAGCAUGGAGAUGUUUGAUCCUCUGACUAAUAAAUGGAUGAUGAAGGCAUCAAUGAACACAAAGAGGCGAGGAAUUGCCUUGGCCUCCUUGGGUGGUCCAAUUUAUGCAAUUGGAGGGUUAGAUGACAACACUUGUUUCAAUGAUGUAGAGAGAUAUGACAUAGAAUCUGAUCAGUGGAGUACAGUGGCACCAAUGAAUACUCCCCGUGGAGGGGUUGGCUCUGUGGCUCUUAUAAACCAUGUUUAUGCAGUAGGUGGCAAUGAUGGAGUAGCUUCUUUGUCUAGUGUGGAGAGGUAUGAUCCACAUCUGGAUAAGUGGAUAGAAGUUAAAGAAAUGGGUCAACGAAGAGCAGGCAAUGGAGUUAGUGAGCUCCAUGGUUGCUUAUAUGUUGUUGGUGGUUUUGAUGAUAAUUCUCCUCUAAGUUCAGUUGAGCGGUAUGAUCCUCGAAGCAACAAGUGGGAUUAUGUAGCAGCACUUACCACUCCAAGGGGUGGAGUGGGGAUUGCAACAGUGAUGGGCAAAAUCUUUGCAGUUGGUGGGCAUAAUGGCAAUGCAUACUUAAAUACAGUGGAAGCAUUUGAUCCAGUCCUGAAUAGGUGGGAGUUGGUUGGAUCUGUGUCUCACUGCAGAGCUGGAGCAGGCGUAGCUGUGUGUGCCUGUUUAACUAGCCAAAUUCGAGAUGUAGGUCAUGGAUCCAAUAAUGUGGUUGAUUGUAUGUGAUUUGAGUUCCAGCCACCAACAAUUUAGUUAUAUUUGAUAUGCGAGAAAGACAACCAGGAUUUUGUGUUACCACCUUUGAACAGUUUUCACUACCACUAGAGUCUUAUUUUAAAUGGAAACUGUUGCAUUGUGACUAAAUGCAACAUUUAGACAGUAGCUGAAGAUUUAUUAGUAAAAAAAGUAAAUUUAAUACUUCCCACUUUAGCAAAUAAUGGGAUAGGGAAGAAAAACAAUCUAACUUGAAACCAUACCUCCUCUGAAAAAUUUUUAAAGUAGUAUCAAAAUCUUGAAAUCCCUCUUUAAAGCAUUUUGGAUAAAUCAAUAUGUAAAAUGGAAAUGAUUUUUACCAUUUUACUGAGUUUUACCUUUUCUUUUAUCCAGAAGUGUUAACUGUAGGCAGUGGACUUUUCCUUGAGGGGAGAUUAGAACCUAUUCAUCAACACAUAAAAGACCUGCUCAUUUUGAAGAUCAUUUCUCUUUGGUGCUGAUGAAUUUAUGCCUUGCUUUUUUCUAGAUGUUGGCUUCUCAAUUUCUUGGAUCUUUAUAGAAGUAGAAAAAAUGUUUAGUCUUUCUCAGUGCCGUUAGCUGAAUAUUCAAAAGCUUUAUAGGAGUGCUGUAAGGAGCCCUUGAUUUCAGUUUGACAUAUUUAGGGCACCAAAUACCUACCUGAGCUAAUUCCAUCUGAAUGAAUUUAUACUGUUAUUUUUAAAUUUCAUGUAAAAAGGAUUUGUUUCAUAUUAGCAAAAUUUGAAACAGAAGAAAUAUUAGAGGAAAAGGCUUUAGAGUUGGUAUUAUUCUAGUGCCCAGUUGAGAGACCUUCAGAUAAAAUGAUGCCCAUUCCAUGACUCCUUGAGAGGAAUCUGAAAAUAUUUCUCUCUUUGGUUUAAUCAUUUGGCUUUGAGCCCAGGAUUAUUAUCUUUCCAUUUUGUUCUUUUCCUCAUCCUGGUUUUUAAAAAAACUGGAAUUUGGACGUAUUUAUUAUCAGAAAAUGAAUGCAUUUUUACAAAAAUUCUUUAUAGAUUAUGGUUUACUAAUUAGUUCAAGUCCAUUAUUACCAAUAAAAUAUAUUGUUAAAAAGAUUGAAACUGUUUUUCUGUUUAAUCACCUUCAGUAUAUUUAUUGAACUUCAAUUAAAAAUAUUUCAAUGCAUUAUUUGAAGCCAGUAUUGAUUAACCUACUGAUUUAAUAGCUUUCUUCCUAGUUUUAACCAGUAAUGUAAAGUGGCCUAUUCAUUAUAUGUAAAUAUUUGUAAAACUAUUUAUGAAGAAUAUUAAAAUAUUCUGUUUUCUAUUUUCAAUGCACUUUGGUACCUCUCUUCCAGGCCUCCCUGAAUUUUCCUGUCAUCAUGCUUCAGAAUUUAGUAUAGUUCUUUGCUGGUUGACAGGAAAGCUGGGCAAUGAGGAACGUUAACCCCAUCCAUCCAGCUCUGAAAUUCAUUGCCUAGUAACUCUGAUGGCCCUCAUUAAAAGGCAGCCUGGGCUUAUUAGUAUAAUAGGGUAGAAAGCCACAUUACAAAACCCAGUGUCUACUGGAUAUAUUAGACCAGAAAAAGAAAAAAAUUUGUAAGAGGAUCUCAGGCUCACAGAUAAAGGUCUUCCAUGAGGUAGAUUUAAAAGUUCCCCAAUUCCGCCAUUUUUUGCUAUCAGCCGGUAGGCAAGUUCAUAAGUCUUUGCUGGAUCUGAAUCAGUGUUUUCUUGUAUAACUAAAACCAUAUUUCAGUCAGUCCCCAAAGCAUUUAACUCUAGCAUUCACUGGACUGGUUAUAACCAGCUGGAUGUGGAGUAUAAAUCUCCACACCUGGCUUCAACAGUCUAUUUCUUAUGUGUAAUGGAAUUCUUGUGUUAUAAUGCUUGUCUGGCUAUGGUUACUAGUAUGUUUGUUAUAUUUAUUUUGUGAGAGAGAGGAUCAUGAUCUCAUUGUUCCUAAGAUUAUUUAAAAUGGUUUUUUUCUUUAACAUAUUUCUGCCUUUGUCAUGUGUGCAGAGUUUAGGAGCAAAAGGGUGUUAAAUUUCUAUUUCUGGUCUUACUAUACUGUAGUCAUGUAACAUACUAAAUUGCUACCCUAGCUAUCAAUAAAAUAGGAACUAUUCAUAAGGGAAGUAAAGAAAACAUGUGGCUGUCGGUUAUAUUAUGUGUUGAUAGACCAUUAGAAGCAUAGUCUUGAAGGUCUUGACAAUGGUAUGAAAAGAUAAAUAGUGGGAUCAAUAUAUACAGUUUAUUAAAAACAUUCUUUGAGAUAUAAAAUGAGAAUCAGGCUGAAGGACUCAUGCAACUGAAAGAUGAUUAUAUUCAUAGGAAUAAAGAGAUGACAGUAUUAAAAUAAUAUGGCUACUUAAUUGUGAAGCCUUCAUUUCUACUCAGAUGUUAAUAAGAAUACCAAAAAAGUGAUAGAAAAUUGAGUUAAAAUUUUGAAAUGGUAAGCAGAAAAACAGAAAAAGUGAAAAUUUGCAUAUUAUUAUUUCUUCAAGAAGUAUUGUAGGUGCUUUUGUGUGAAUCUUCCAUAAAAUCACUAAAGCCACUGCUUUCCUAUAUUGUACUAUCACUUUAAAAACAAAUUACUUGAUAUUGUUUUUGAUUAAUUUCACUGUACUC
Molecule: messenger RNA, 6237 nt
Organism: Nyctereutes procyonoides (raccoon dog)
Lineage: Eukaryota; Metazoa; Chordata; Mammalia; Carnivora; Canidae
Gene: KLHL8
Product: kelch like family member 8
Exons: 11
Coding region: 1586-3646 (686 amino acids)
Molecular function (GO): protein binding
Source: RefSeq, a predicted model, not a curated record